Messenger RNA from Tripterygium wilfordii, 2061 nucleotides. RefSeq lists its product as uncharacterized. The transcript has 4 exons. Bases 851 to 1804 code for a protein of 317 amino acids. NCBI's taxonomy places the organism in Eukaryota, Viridiplantae, Streptophyta, Magnoliopsida, Celastrales, Celastraceae. The record is from RefSeq and is a predicted model, not a curated record. Gene Ontology annotation, molecular function: protein binding.
CAAGAUUGAAGCAGUACAAGAACUACGAGAGCCUUUCCCACUCUCGUUCGGAGCUGGAUAAGGAGUGUUUGCAAGUAGAGAAGGGGAAGACCUUCUAUGACUUCCAGUUCAACACAAGGAUUGUGAAAUCAACAAUUGUUCAUUUCCAGGUAGAGACCUUGCAGGAUUCUCUUUUGUUUUCUGAUAUUUGUUUUUCACGUUUUUGAACCAUAGAAAUCUAUUUUAAACAGCAACAAAUGAUUAUGUAUAUUAACAAGCUCUUUGUAUUUUCUUGAGUCAUACUGUACGAUCUCAUUUGUUUGAUACUUUGAUUACAUAUUUUCUGCUUCGUAAGACUAAAGUUGCAUGUUAUAUACUGUUUAGAAUGAACAAACUCUGUAGAAUGUAUUUUUCAAUUUCUAAGAUUUGUGCUGCAUACCAUCUUCCUAUGUAGUAGGAGUUGCAUGUUAAAUUCUGCAUACAAACUCUUCCUAUAGCCGUAUGGUUCUUCUGUGUAGAGCUCUAUGUUUUGUGUUACUUCAAUGUGGCAUGCACAUGUAUCAUUUGAUCAUUAGGAUGUCGGAUGAGCCAGAGAAGUUAGAUUAAAUUUAGGGCUAUCCGCAUAAGUAUUUCUUCAUAUUUUACCAUAAAAGUGUAUUAGUGCUUAGUGAACCGGAUAUCUUUUUUUUAAUUGUCACAGUGAGCAUGUGAAAAUUUGCUUUUGUCAUUUGCUAGUGUGAUUGUUGGUGUGGCGAUUGUCAGAUAUUUGAUAUUCUUGCUUUAACCCUCUGUGGCAUUUAGGAGUGCCAUUUAUUUUUAUUUCAGUCUUAAGCAGGUGGAAGUUGUCUGAGCUGCUGGCGCGACGUUUAAUAUGCUACGGAAUCUUUUAUGGGCUACAUCAAAGCAUGAUGUCUACCUGAUGCAAAACUACUCUGUGAUGCAUUGGUCCUCCAUGCUUAGGAGAGGCGAAGAAGUACUGAACGUGGCAAAACCAAUCGUUCCCACGCUGAAACGGCCUGGUUUGUUGUCCCAGCCCCCGUCACUUUCCAGAGUACAGAUAAGCACCAUGGCUGUCAAAGAGAAUCUAAUGGUGGCUGGUGGUUUCCAGGGAGAGCUUAUCUGCAAGUAUGUGAAUGAGCCAGGAGUUGCAUUCUGUAGUAAGGUAACUACAGAUGACAAUGCCAUAACGAAUGCUGUAGAUGUCUACCGCAACCCUAAUGGUGCAUUAACUGUUAUGACUGGGAAUAACGAUGCUCAGGUCAGGAUUUUUGAUACUGAGAAUUUUGUUUGUGCAAAUCGUUUCUCAUUUGAAUGGUCAGUGAACAAUGCUUCUGCUAGCCCCGACGGUAAACUGCUUGCAGUACUUGGUGACAGUGCAGACUGCUUGAUUGUUGAUGCCCAGUCUGGAAAAGUUACUGGGAACCUUAAGGGGCACUUGGACUAUUCUUUCUCUUCAGCUUGGCACCCAGAUGGCAGAACUUUGGCCACUGGAAACCAAGACACAACAUGCAGAUUGUGGGACAUAAGGAAUUUGUCCAAAUCAUUAGCUGUGUUGAAGGGUAACAUGGGGGCAAUUAGAGCAUUGAAGUUCACUUCGGAUGGCAGAUUUUUGGCCAUGGCUGAGCCUGCCGACUUUGUUCAUGUCUUUGAUACAGAAGCUGGGUAUGUCAAGUCCCAGGAGAUUGAUCUGUUUGGGGAGAUUGCUGGGAUAUCAUUCAGCCCUGAUACGGAGGCUCUAUUUGUCGGAGUUGCUGACCGCACUUAUGGUAGUUUGUUAGAGUUUAACAGGAAGCACCAUAACCGGUAUUUAGACUCUAUGUUUUAGUAUAUGGGGUAAUAAUCCAUCAGUGAAGAUGGUUGGAUGUGCAUAGUAUAAGCAAAGGGUUGGUUUUUUAGUUCGCAUGAAUUCGCCUAAGUUUUAAACUCAAAGUUGAUACCCCGGUUGUUAGGUUGCGGAAAUUUUAGAGGCAAGCCUAAUUGAUGCGUCUGGGUUUUUAGAUGUGUAGAGAAAUGAACUAUUUUCCUUCUUUUCUUUUUUCUGGUUUUGGUUUUGGCAAAGCUGAAAUAGAUAAAAAAAAAAAA